This is a messenger RNA of Haemonchus placei, 357 nucleotides long. The record is from the annotation of a GenBank genome assembly. NCBI's taxonomy places the organism in Eukaryota, Metazoa, Nematoda, Chromadorea, Rhabditida, Trichostrongylidae.
AUGAAGGAAAACAAGGUCAUGGAGGAUGAUGUCGACAAGGAGGAAUACAAAGAGGUUAAGCGUUCUCGCGGAGGAAAGGCUGACGACGACGAGGAAGAUUUGCCCCCAAAAAAGGGAGGCAAGAGAAAGAUGAUGAAAGAUAAAGACACCAAGAGAGGAAAGAAAGAAAGGAAUGGUGAUGAUGAAGAUGAUGAGGGUGAAAAAGACGCGAAAAAGAACAAGGAGGACGAGGAGGAGGAACAGGAAAUUCCCCGGUAUAAGGAGUAUGAGGAUGAGGAGGACGAAGAGCAUGAGGAACAGUACGUUUACCUCAUUCUACUUUCAUAUUCUAGUACUAAGUUAUUGUGGGUAGUAUAA